Messenger RNA from Triticum aestivum (bread wheat), 2548 nucleotides. RefSeq lists its product as uncharacterized. NCBI's taxonomy places the organism in Eukaryota, Viridiplantae, Streptophyta, Magnoliopsida, Poales, Poaceae. The transcript has 3 exons. The coding region runs from base 1 to 1215 and encodes 404 amino acids. The record is from RefSeq and is a predicted model, not a curated record.
AUGCCGACCACUGUCCGUGUAGUCGGUGCCUCCAUGAUGCUACUUUGCAGCUACACCACCGCCACCGCCACUGAUGAUUCUUUACAACACCGCCGCCAAGUCCAAUGUCCUCGAACUGAACUGGUUGAUCCGAACCAUUCCCCUCCACCGUAUGGCACCGCACACACCCAACCCAGACCUAGCGACCGCCAUGGCGCCGCCGCCGCCGCCGGCGCUCCCGGACGAGCUCGUCGAGGAGAUCCUCCUCCACCUCCCGCCGGACGACCCCGCCUGCCACCUCCGGUCCUCCCUCGUCUCCAAGGCCUGGAGCGGCGCCGUCUCCGGCCCCGGCUUCCGCCGCCGCCUCCCCCAUGCUCGGCCUCCUCCACAACCAGGCCAGCGAGCCAACCCGCUUCUUCACCCCCCGCCUCGCCCUUCUCCUUCGCCGCCCCGGACCACCGCUCCUGGCUGGCCAUCGGCUGCCGCCACGGCCGCGCCCUCUUCCUCCCCAAGUGCCACGACGCCAGGGAACUCCUCGUGUGGGAGCCAAUCACGGGCGCCCAGCACCUCGUGCCUGUGCCCGCGGCGUCGGAGUGCCGCUACUUGACUGCGGCGGUGCUCUGCGCGGCCGAUGGAUGCGACCAUCGCGGCUGCCUCGGGGGCCCUUUCCACGUGCUUUUCGUCUUCCCCUACGAGGACCACGGCGAGUAUGGCACGUUGGCGUGGGUGUACUCGUCGGAGACCGGUGCCUGGGGCGAGCCGACCUCGACGCGCGACAAGUUAAUGGGAUGCAUACAAUAUUCAUGCGUUGUGGUUGGCAGCUCUCUGCUCUACUUCGUCUUAUACGACUACCAGGAGAGUUGGUCGAUCCUGGAGUAUGAUCUGUCAAGCCACUCCCUGACUGUGUUCAUUGCACCGGACAACCACUGCGACUGCCUGUAUAAUCUCGUGCUCACAGAGGACGAUGGGCUGGGUGUAAUCCAACACUUGCAUCCACAUCUCAAAUCUCAAAUGGUGGGCUUUGCUGAGGGAGCUAAUGCCAUUAUCGUUAGUACAAUUUCUGGCCUCUUCGCAAUUGAGCUGCAAUCUGAGCAGGUGAGGAAGGUGUGCGAUCAAUGUUGCUUCCUUGAUGUGGUUCAAGUUGUCACCUUCUACACUCCUGUGCCCCCCGAGGCAACCACCAAAAUCUGUUGCUGUCGAAGCCUGGUGAGGAGGCAGGUGGUGAGGAGUGUGUAGAGGAGGAGAAAACAGUAAAUCAGGCGCAACAACUGGUCGACCAUGGUUCCAAUGCUAUCAAGGAGGGGGACUUUGUCAACACUUCCGAAAGCAUCUGCCACGGCCACUAUAUCAGACGAAGCCGCUCCACCUCCUGCCUCUGUCUUCCAGCUCUGCUCCAAAAACGAUGCUCCCAAUCUGCUUGAUUGAUUCUUCUGCGGCAGCGCUUGAUCUCUCCUUUCCUCCAGUCUUGGAAUAACGAGGCAGCUCCGACUGUCAGUUUUACUGAACGCAAACAGCUUCAACGUCCUUGCAACGGCGCUGACAUGAUCAGAGGAUGACCUUCAACCUCUUUCCAAGGCCUCCUCGAAAAGAUGUACCGCCAGCUCCUUGUAGUCCUCCUUGAAAAGACUUGGGUACUAUACUUCUGUAUCAAAAUAUGAGUUGUUUUGAUAGGCUAUUUUAGUCUAAAAAUACCUUAUAUUUUGAUAUGGAGGUAGUAACUCUCUAGCUACAAAUUUACUUUGCCAUUACAAUUGAACAAUCACAGAAUUAGCAAAAGACGAACGAGUGCUGUGUCUUAAUAAUAUACUUCGAUACAUAUUACUACAAGUAAAUAACAAGCUGGAACUGUCAUGUUCUGAGUCGCACAUUAAUUUUGCAAUAACGAAUUGGUAGGUUCAUGAAGAUACGGUAGAUAAGUUGUAAUAGAAAUGCAGGAUACACACACAAUGGGGUACUAGAAGGCAUCUUCCGAUAUCAUCGAAGGAAGAACUAAGUUCAUCAUUUGAACUUGAAUGGGCUGCAGAAUACUUUCGUUUCUUUGCCUUGGCAGAGGAUCCUGAUGCCUCGUUGAAUAGCAUCCUGAAGAUCAGACAAGUUAGUGCUGCCUGCAGUUCUCUCACACCAUAUCUUCACCUUGCUCUGCCUUUUCGUGUGAGUCAUGUUUAGUUGAAACCCUUGGGUUUCAUCAGUGUCAAAUCCUGCUAGUCUCCUUAGAUGGAGUAGUGUCUCUAGAAGCCUCAGUUUUCGAUCUCCUUCUCGAAGGCUUGUAACUAAAAGCGCUCCCAAGACUCGGACAUUUUACAAGCAGAAGGUUGUCUAUGUACUGUAUUUGAGAUGAUCAUCUCCCAAGUCGGCACAUUCUUCAAAAUUGUGAGUUUUAUGUUGAAAAGCGCAGCUAGAGAACAUACUUUCAGCAAAAUGGUAAGUCCCACAGGUUCUAUAAAAGAGCAGCAGCAGCAGUCAUUGUGUUAGAAGAUGAAAAAGAGCAGGAGUAGGACUCGCAGGUGAUCAGACAGCCUAGCUCUCAUGUCUGAUGAGAGGCGCCAUCAGCAGCAAGCCGCACAGGCAC